Molecule: messenger RNA, 1403 nt
Organism: Loxodonta africana (African savanna elephant)
Lineage: Eukaryota; Metazoa; Chordata; Mammalia; Proboscidea; Elephantidae
Product: olfactory receptor 9S13-like
Exons: 1
Coding region: 453-1403 (316 amino acids)
Biological process (GO): G protein-coupled receptor signaling pathway
Cellular component (GO): membrane
Molecular function (GO): G protein-coupled receptor activity; olfactory receptor activity; odorant binding
Source: RefSeq, a predicted model, not a curated record
UUUGUUUUGUUUUGUUUUGUUCAUUUGCUUUUCUGAGUACCAUUAUGAGCUCACAGAUUUUUAUAAAUUUGUUAUGAUUCAAUUUGUUGUAGUAUUUUAUUUGUUAAUUUGAUGCUUAAAUAGGUUCAUCUUUGGCCAAUAGGAGCCUCAUCUUAAUUAGCCCCUGAGUCCUUUCAACAGGACCUUGGUGUCUUUGGUGGCUUCUUUGCUUUCUAGCUUGACAAGGUGGCACCCCAUACGUGCUUAUGAGUUAACUGAGUCAGAGGAAAUGUCGUUCUUGCAGACCAAGCUCAUCUGGAGUGAGAACCAGGAGGCUGUUGGCCUUUGGACAGUGGGCAGUGGCACUGACAGGCCCUGUGCUCCAGAAGGACAUGUGACAGUGAACAGUGACCCACUCCCUCAUUCCCUCUCACUGGUCCCACUCUGUCCCACUUCAUCCAUACUCUUGGGCCAUGCCAACUCAUGGAAAUGGGAACUUCUCGGGACUCUCUUUGCAGAUGUAUGUGCUAGUGGGAUUUGAGGGUGGGCUGGAGACCCAGGCCCUGCUCUUUGCUGUGUUUCUGACCCUAUAUAUGGCGACCGUACUGGGAAACCUCACGAUGAUUGUGGUCAUUACAGUGGACACCCACCUCCACUCCCCCAUGUACUUCUUCCUCAAGAACCUCUCCUUCCUGGACCUCUGCUACUCCUCUGUCAUCACCCCCAAGUCCCUUGCGAACUUCUUCUCUCAAACCAAGGCCAUCACCUUCACUGGCUGUGCCACCCAGUUCUUCUUCUUCUCCCUGCUAGCUACCACUGAGACUUUCCUCCUGGCCACCAUGGCCUAUGACCACUUCAUGGCCAUCUGUAGUCCACUGCAUUACCCAGUCAUCGUGUGUCCUUCAGUCUGCUCCCGCCUGGUUCUUGGCGCCUACUGCGGAGGCUGCCUCAACUCCAUUCUACAGACCAGCCUUACCUUCCGCCUCCCAUUCUGCAGCUCCAACCGCAUCGACCACUUUUUCUGUGAUGUGCCACCCCUGCUCCAGAUUGCCUGCACAAACACGGCCAUCAACAAGCUGGUCAUGUUCAGCAUCUGCGGGCUAAUCAUUGUGGGCACCACCCUUUUUGUCCUCAUCUCCUAUGGCUACAUCACAGUGACCAUCCUGAGGAUGCACUCAGGAGCUGGGAGACACAAGGUCUUUUCCACCUGUGGCUCUCACAUGAUUGCUGUGUCCCUAUUCUAUGGGACCGUCUUUGUGAUGUAUGCCCAGCCAGGAGCUGUGGAGUCCAUGCAGCAGGGAAAAGUGGUCUCUAUCUUCUACACCUUGGUCAUCCCUAUGCUCAACCCUCUCAUCUACAGUCUAUGGAACAAGGAUGUGAAGAAGGCCCUGAAGAGGCUGGGCUGGAAACUUGUAGCCACGUGA